This is a messenger RNA of Mercenaria mercenaria, 9176 nucleotides long. RefSeq names its product lysosome membrane protein 2-like. The record is from RefSeq and is a predicted model, not a curated record. The coding region runs from base 85 to 1575 and encodes 496 amino acids. Gene Ontology annotation, cellular component: membrane; cytoplasm. The transcript has 13 exons. Gene Ontology annotation, molecular function: scavenger receptor activity. NCBI's taxonomy places the organism in Eukaryota, Metazoa, Mollusca, Bivalvia, Venerida, Veneridae.
UACACGAGUUUAUUAGUCAGCAGUUUUGGCAACAAUAACAACAAUCGCUACUACAACAACAACAAGGGUCAAAAGUCUCUCACGAUGAAUCGGCAGUGUUGUUGUUUAGGGGCUUUAUUUGUAGUUGGAUUUAUACUAAUAGCUGCUGGAGUGGCUUUUAUACCCGGAUCGAAAAAGAUCAUUCACGAUGAAAUAAGCAAGCAAAUAAAUCUAAAGGAGAAAUCAACUAAAGACAACUGGGUGAAAAAUCCAACUCCGAUAAAGUUCCAGAUAUGGGUGUGGAAUCUCACAAACCCCGAUGAAGUUAAAAAAGGGGGUAAACCAUCGCUGGUUCAGAGUGGACCAUACACAUACACUGAAAAUCGACAGAAGGUGAACAUAACAUACCAUGACAACAACAACACAGUGACAUAUCGGGAGAACAAAUACUAUACGUUCGACAGAGAUAACUCUGUGGGACCGGAGACAAACAAGUUCACCACAGUCAACAUACCUCUUAUGUUGAUAGCUAACAUAUUAAAACGUGAAUUCAGCGCACUACAGAUAAUUGCUGCAGCGUUACUCGACUGGGCGAGUGAAGACUUGUUUGUUACAUUGUCAAUACACGAUAUCAUCUGGGGCUAUGACGAGCCCCUGAUCAACAAAACCGUGUCUCUGAUUAAUGCCCUUGGUUUCCAUUUAGAGCUUAAUGAUAAGUUUGGAAUAUUUGUUGGGACAAAUGGAACAGAUGAUGGUAUUUACAACAUCAAAACUGGCGAAGGGGACACCAGCCAGUUUGGUAUGAUCAAGACCUGGAACAAUGCUUCGUCACUUUCAUUCUGGACUUCGAAGACAUGUAACAUGUUAAAUGGCACAGAUGGAACUAUAUUCCACCCAUUUGCAGAGAAAACAGAUGUACUGUACGUGUUUUCAUCAGAUUUAUGCAGGUCUAUUUAUUUCACAUAUUUGAGAGACAACAAGCAGAAGGGUAUAGAUGUGUACAGGUUUACUACACCACCUGAAGUGUUUCAGGCAGUUGAACAAAACCCAGCAAAUGAUGGAUUCUGUACCCCAAGUGAUAACUGUUUAAAGUCUGGACUUUUAAAUGUAGAAAACUGUCACUUCGGUGCACCACUAAUUUUCUCACAGCCCCAUUUCCUGAAUGCUGAUCCAUCCAUUAUACAUGGUGUGAACGGAAUGCAUCCAAAUCUGGAAGAACAUGGCACAUUCAUUGAUAUUGAGCCUUAUACAGGGGCAGCUUUCUAUGCAGCAAAGAAGCUACAAAUUAACAUUCUGCUGGAGAAAGUGGAUCAUAUUAAACAGACGGAGUCGUUGACCGGAACAUUUUUGCCAGUUAUUUGGUUAAAUGAGAGCUCCCAGAUUACAGAUUCGUUGGCAGAUGAAUUUAAGUCCCAGCUAGGGACACCACUAAUGGCGAUGCAUGUUGGUAUUUGGGUAGCAAUAGGUGUGGGUAUAUUACUGGUUUUGGUGGCCAUUGCUAUUAUCGUAGGACAAAAGUUGCGCUCUGGGGGGAGUAGAGAGAUGCGAGAUUUAUCUGGGGACAGAAGACAGCUGGUUCAUUCUAUUGAUUCCUAGACUUUAAACAGCUACACCCAGCAUGCCUUCAAAGUACUCAGUAAACUGUGAUAUUACAACAAAAAAAGUGCUGUUUAAUAAUCAUUAAUGUUUAAACUGUUCAUGUGUCUAAUUCAGAGCAAAAUUGUGAAUUUGUAUGUGUAAUUUGAUGUACACAGUAUUUCCAAAAAUCUUAAGAAAAGGACCCGGGAGUGUUUGUUUUUGACAUAAAUUACUGAGUGUGUAUUUAUACAAUGAAUGUUUUGUUAUUUGAAAGUGGCUGAUUUCUGUUGAGUGUUAUCUAUGAAGUCAAAUCCAAACAAAUUUCCACCAAAAUAAAGAAUCUUAUAAGCUCAUCUGAACAACUAAAGUGAACUAUUACUGAAAUUAAGGUAUCAUUAAAAUCUUUCUAUUCAUUUGUGUCUCCACACCCUGUACAGGCCACAUUUUUAUGCCCCCAGCAUCUACUGAUGCGGGAGGCAUAUAGUGAUUGGCCUGUCCAUUCGUUCGUUUGUUUGUUUGUUCAUUCGUUUGUCUGUCCGUCCAUGCAAGGUUUACCAAAUGGGACCGUUUCGUCUAGCAUCAAUACCCCUUACUAGAAUGACUUGAUACUAAUGCAGAUGUAACCUGUGACCAUUCCUCAUCUUCAGACAUCACCUGACCUCAGGUUGACCUUGACCUCAUUUUGGACUUAGGUUGAUGUAUAUGGGCCAUCUCUUGGUUAACCAAAUGGGACCGUUUUGUCUAGCAUCAAUACCCUUACAAGAAUGAAUUGAUACUAAUACAGAUGUUAGCUGUGACCAUUCCUCAUCUUCAAACAUCACCUGACCUCAGUUUGACCUUGACCUUGUUUUGGGCUUAGGUGCAAAACCUAUCGACAAGGAUGCCACUGUGGGCAUCAAGCGUUUAUUGAACGCAGCUCCUUGUUCAGUUUUAAGUUGGUGCAAAAUUUUUAUAGCAACAUUGCCGUGUUCAUUGCACAGAAUCCAUCAUGCUAUUUCUUUGGUUACAAGAUGUCAAAGGGCCUUUAAUAUUUUUUAGCCUGAUUAAUACAAAAAUGAAGCAUGCUAUGCACAAAUUUAAGAAUUAAAUGUUAUUUUCUGUGCGUUUGUACAAGUAUAUAUCACAUUGGGACUUCUUACAAAUCCACGAAUCAUGCUAUCACCUUGUGAUGAAAAUACAGUUCCUGGUUUUUAUUAGCUCGUCUGAUUUAAAAAAAAAAUCUAUGAUGUAUUGUUGUCACUUGAUCAUCGGCAUCGGCGUUGGUUAAAAUUUUUGUUUAGGUCCACCUUUUCUCAAAAAACUUUGCACUUGUUUUUCAUCAUUAGGUGACUUAGCAGACCAAGAACUAUAAUUCUGAUAUGCAUUUUGUCAAAAUUAUGGCCCUUUUUGUACUUAGAAAAUUUGAGUUUCUUGGUUAAAAUUUUUGUUUAGGUCCACCUUUUCUCAAACAUUAUAAGAGCUACAGCUUUGGAACUGUGCACAUUUGUUUAUUAUCAUUAGAUGACUAUGUAGGUCAAUAACCAUAACUCUAAUAUGCAUUUUGUCAGAAUUAUGGCCCUUUUUGUACUUAGAAAUUCUGAACUAUAACUAUUUUCUUACAUACUGACGAGCACUUGCAGACAAGCAAUGACACCUGUAGGCAGUGCUCUUGUUUAAAAUAACAUUAUAUAAAUCCAAUGAAAAAACAUACUGUCAUGUCGAUUCAGUUUUGAUCUUUACCAUGAGAAGAAUUAGUUAUAGCUAUAAUUAACUGUUCUUUUUGAAAUUUUAGUGUCCAAUUUUGAAAAAGAAUUUUUCGAAUGAUGCCAUUUUGUUAAUGUUUUUCUGUAAAUGACAUCAGAUUGCGUGUGUAAUCUAGAGGAAAGGGCCAUCAUUGAUGUUGUUUAUACGAAAAUACACACUUUUUUCUUUCCAUAAAUAUAGUGAAUGUAGAUACGUGUUUAAUGAGACAAACAUGUUAUACUUGAGAAAAAAACACUGUAUGUUAAAAUUCAAAGGUUUUCUUUUUAGAUUUGAAAUCUGAAGUGAUAAUGAGAAUAUUUGCUCAGCAGCAAUUAUGAUUAUUUUUUUCAGAUUGAUACAUUUUUAAAUUGGUGCAUAUCAGCGAGCAUUUUUGGUGUUUUAGUUUAUUUAUCUUUUCAUUGAUUUUGCUUGCUGCCAAAUUUCAUUUUACACACAGGAGUAUUCAUAAUUUUAACAUGUCCAAAACAUUGCGGAAUGAUACUAAUUUAACUUGGGUGAUGAGUGCAUUUUACUCGGACUUUAUCAUAGACUCACUGUGUAAAAUCUCAAACUUUAAACUAAAAUCAAAGUAUUUAAUCUGUAUAUUAUUUCAAUGAAACUUUAAAGUUUGUAGUUUGGAGCAUCAUCUUAUUAAUAAUUUGAUUUCUGAAAUGAUAUGAUUUUCAUUUCUAAUUUCACUAUAUGUUCAUUGUAAAAAUACUUCAUUUUACCCAAGUGGAAACUGACAGGUACUUGAAAAUGCAGCUCUCUGAUUAGUCAGUUAGAACUCAUGAUGUCAUGAUAAAGUUAGAAUAGGUUAACUCCUUUGCUGUUAAUAAUAUGUAUGAAUCUUGUGUUGAUUCAUACGCAAUUAUCAAGAAAUAUAGUUCUAAAAAAAAAUUAUUUUUUUAUUAUUAUUUAUUUACCAUUUGUAGAAUAUGUUAUGCAAGAAGAAAAAUCUUUUCACAUGUUGUAGAUGCAGAUUGGAAUGUCUAAAUAUUACCGUUGAACUUGGCACUAUCCUCUGCAUCUACAACUGAAAGAUCCAUCUUAUAUGUAAAUAGUAUGUUAAUCAGAAUAAAUAGGCACUCCAGUGUAAUUUUUGUUAAAGUGUGAAUACAAAAUAUGUUUUUUACUUACCUACAUGUCAGAUUGAUUUCUUUGACUUAACAUUAUUUUUUCUUGGGUAUGUUUAUACUGUUUGAAUUGUCUGUGUCAUUUCACAUAACUUCAUUCAUCCUUCAUGUUUGUGUGUGUGACCAGUCAAUUAUUGUAUGUUGGGUUUGACAUGACGUUGUGUAUCUCAGAUUCCAUGUAUUUUGGGUAAAUGAUACUGAUGUACUUAUAAAUAAAAUACCAUGUCAACACAUCAUAAGUAAAUGGUCAACAAGAUUUUUAAUUGUUGGUGACUGCUGAUGUCAAAUAAUUCCCCCAACAUGGUGUAAUAGGCCUCAAUUUCACCAAAAGCGUACAUACAACCUGAUAAUGUAAGCUUUAAAAAUGUCAAACGAUAGAAAUAAGGUGCAUAUUGACAAGUUAUAUAGUGACAGAAGUUCUCAAAAAUUUCCUUUAGAUUACCUCCCCUGAUAAUUUUGGUUUUUCAUGAGUUAUCUCCCCUGAAAACUAGAAAAAAAUGAUUUUCUCCUUUUCCCUACGGGGAAUUUUAGAUUUCUUUUUGAUAUUUGUAUCAGAAUCAUAUAAUGCAGCUUUCUACCACAAAAUUUUCACAAAACUCAAGUUCAGAUUCUCAUACUCAAAGAAAUUAUAUAUUUCCCAUAGGCAUCAAUGUUAACUUCAAUACCGAUUAUCUCCCCAAAAAAUGAUAAAAUUUGAAAAAUCUCUCGGUGAAAAGCUUUUAAUUUUGAAUGUCUUUAAAGUGACCAAAUUUCAUUUAAAUAUUACCAUCCAGUUACAAGAUAUGAAAUAUGGCUAUUACACCAUGUUAUCCUUAAUUGGAAAGAAUUUAAACAAUUGACAAUUCCUUUGCAUUGUAUAAAAAGUUGGUAAAAUUACUAAAAUUGUUAUUUGCCAAAAUAUAAAGAAAGGUUUUUCAUCUUACUUUACUCAGCAUUAAUGCAUCAGAUCAUUUUUUCAGGAGUAUUCAGUAAUCAUACACUUUUUAUGCCCCCGAAGGGAGGCAUAUAGUUUUUGAACCGUCUGUCUGUCUGUCGGUCUGUCAGUCUGUCGGUCUGUCCAAAAUUUUCGUGUCCGGUCCAUAUCUUUGUCAUCGAUUGAUGGAUUUUCAAAUAACUUGGCAUGAAUGUGUACCACAGUAAGACGACGUGCAGUGCGCAAGACCCAGGUCCGUAGCUCAAAGGUCAAGGUCACACUUAGACGUUAAAGGAUAGUGCAUUUAUGGGCUUGUCCGGUCCAUAUCUUUGUCAUCGAUGGAUGGAUUUUCAAAUAACUUGGCUUGAAUGUGUACCACAGUAAGACGACGUGCAGUGCGCAAGACCCAGGUCCGUAGCUCAAAGGUCAAGGUCACACUUAGACGUUAAAGGAUAGUGCAUUGAUGGGCGUGUCCGGUCCAUAUCUUUGUCAUCGAUGGAUGGAUUUUCAAAUAACUUGGCAUGAAUGUGUACCACAGUAAGACGACGUGCAGUGCGCAAGACCCAGGUCCGUAGCUCAAAGGUCAAGGUCACACUUAGACGUUAAAGGAUAGUGCAUUGAUGGGCGUGUCCGGUCCAUAUCUUUGUCAUCGAUGGAUGGAUUUUCAAAUUACUUGGCAUGAAUGUGUACCACAAUAAGACGACGUGUCACACGCAAGACCCAGGUCCGUAGCUCAAAGGUCAAGGUCACACUUAGACGUUAAAGAUCAUUUUUCAUGAUAGUGCAUUGAUGGGCAUGUCCGGUCCAUAUCUUUGUCAUUCAUGCAUGGAUUUUAAAAUAAUUAUGCAUGAAUGUGUGACACAGUAAGACGAUGUGUCGCGCGCAAGACCCAUCUCUGUAGGUCAAAGGUCCUAAACUCUAACAUCGGCCAUAGCUAUUCAUUCAAAGUGCCAUCGGGGCAUGGGUCAUCCUACGGAGACAGCUCUUGUUUUCAUGAUUAAUUGAAGGUCAGGCGUUUUUUAUGCUGAUUAAUUGGAGAUACUGAUUCAUCAGUGAUCAGGCAUUCAUACAGUAUACUGAUUAAUCACCAUGAUCAUUCUGACUGACUUCCUACUUUAGUAAAAUAACAAUUCACUAUUUUGAGACAUUUGUUACACCUGUCGUUGUAAAUAGUGGCAAGUCAGACCUUUGGUUUGUAAGUUUUCAUGUAUUUGCCAAGAAUCUUUUGUGUAUUUGUCAGUUGUUUUAUAGAACAAGAGAUACUAAAUAGUGUGUAACUAAAAUGUAUUAUUGUAUUAAUUUUUGUAUUUGAUAAGUGUCAUACCUGUAUAGAUAAAUAACAAGUUACUUUAAUGUAUAAUAUUUUGUAUGUGUUUUUUUUUUAGCUCACCUGUCACGAAGUGACAAGGUGAGCUUUUGUGACCGCUUGAUUUCCGUCGUCCGUCGUGCGUAGUCUGUCGUCCAUCAACAAUUUCUAAAAAAAUCUUCUUCUUGAAAACCACUGGGCGGAAUUACACCAAACUUCACAGGAAUGAUCCUUGGGUGGCCCCCUUUCAAAAUUGUUCAAAGAAUUAAAUUCCAUGCAGAACUCUGGUUGCCAUGGCAACCGAAAGGAAAAACUUUAAAAAUCUUCUCAAAAACCAGAAGCCCUAGAGCUUAGAUAUUUAGUGUGAAGCAUUGCCUAGUGGACCUCUACCAAAUUUGUUCAAAUCAUGACCCCGGGGUCAAAAUUGAACCCGCCCCAGGGGUCACUUGAUUUUACAUAGGAAAAUCUUAAAAAAUCUUCUUCUCAAAAACCAGAAGCCCUAGAGCUUAGAUAUUCGACAUGUAGCAUUGCCUAGUGGACCUCUACUAAAGUUGUUCAAAAAUUGACCCCGCCCCCGGGGUCACUUGAUUUUACAUAGGAAAAUCUUCAAAAAUUUUCUAAAAAUAAACCAGAAGGCCUAGAGCUUAGAUAUUUCACAUGUAGCAUUGCCUAGUGGACCUCUACAAAAUUUGUUCAAAUCAUGACUCCUGGGAUCAAAAUUGACCUCGCCCCAUGGGUCACUUUAUUUUACAUAGGAAAAUCUUAAAUUUUUUUCUAAAAAUAAACCAGAAGGCCUAGAACUUUGAUAUUUCACAUGUAGCAUUGCCUAGUUGACCUCUACAAAAUUGACCCUGCCCCAUGGGGUUACUUGAUUGUACAUAGAAAAAUCUUCAAAAUUUUCUAAAAAUAAACCAGAAGGCCUAGAGCUUAGAUAUUUCACAUGUAGCAUUGCCUAGUUGACCUCUACAAAAUUUGUUCAAACCAUGACCCCUGGGGUCAAAAUUGACCCCACCCUAGGGGUCACUUGAUUUUACAUAGGAAAAUCUUCAAAAAAUUUUCUAAAAAUAAACCAGAAGACCUAGAGCUUAGAUAUUUCACAUGUAGCAUUGCCUAGUGGACCUCUACAAAUUUGUUUAAAUCAUGACACCUGGGGUCAAAAUUGACUCCGCCCCAGGGGUCACUUGAUUUUAUUUUUCUUUUUGGUUAAAUUUCUUCAACUUCUUGUCCUUAAGUGCAAUGAUAACAGGUGAGCGAUAUAGGGCCAUUAUGGCCCUCUUGUUUUGUAUACAGUACUAUUUACAUAGAUAGACUGUCAUUCCUUAAUGUGUGCCCACCCUCUUAGGUCAGUAAGGGGAGCACAGAUGUACAAAUCACAGAGUUGUGAGUUCCAUUCUGUUCCCCAUGAGGAUUUGAUAAAAGACAUUGUGUUUGAAAUCAUUUGUUUUACUCCAGAUUCUAGAUUCAUGCAGAGAAGUUGGCAAUUACUUGCGGAGAUCAGGUAAUGAAAUACUGGUGUAGAAUCAAGGAACACUGAUUAGGUCAGCUGACUGUUAAAAAUCAAGCUAAACCCAUAACAAACAAACAUUCCUUAACCUAAACCUCUUUUUAUUUUAUUGUGAAGUACUUAAUAUAUGUAUAUAUGUAUAAUUAUUCUCACAGUUGUGUAACAUUUUAAGUUUGCAUGACUUUGUUGGGUUUUUUUCUAUGUUGUAAAUUAUUUCUUGUAUUUUUCAUUUGAUUGUUAAGUAUAUGUUUCCUUGUUCAGUGAGUUCUAGAGAGAUUUGUACAGCUAUGCAGUCUAUUACUUCAAGCCAGUUUACUCAGAAUUAAUAAAUUUCUGGUUCAUGUUUCACAAGUCAUGAUUAUUAAAGGUCCAUAAUGCUUUAAAAUUUUAUUUUAAAAACAGAUGAAACAGCUUUCUAAGUAGAUGUUAUGCAUAUUUACAUGCUUAGAAAAAGUACUACUUUUAAUAUUGCACAUGAACUGUUAUAGUUAGAGCCAUAAAGGGAGGUAAUAAAAACAAUAGAAUCAAUAAAACUUUCUAGUAUAUUCAGCAAUAUUCAACCCUUUGACAAAAUAUUAAUGAAAGUUAUUAUCAGAAAUAGGAUUUAACAAGAAAUUGAUGUAUUUAAUGUUCGUAGCGGAAAAUAUGGCAGCCACAUUUUAAACAAAGGCACACAUUUAUUUUGAGUUUACAACAACAGAAAGAGGGCAGAAUCGCUUUCAUCAUCAGAACAAAUAUUUGUUUUCCCAGUAAAAACAUAUCAGAAUCCACUUAAGAACCUAAAAUAACCUAGCAUUAUUCUCGAGGAGUCACCUGAACUGUAUGAACAACAAUGGUGCAAAUAAAUUUAGCUACAUCAAGGUUGAAAGAUAAUUGUAUCACUGAAUAGACACAGUGGCUUACUAUGAUGCAUGUGCCUUUUUUUUGUUUCGUUAUUACACGUACACUUUCUAAGGAAUUUUUGCUGAGCUUUCCCGAUGUGCCUAUUUAUAUUAAAGCUGUUGAAAUUGCUAUGAUUAAAAUUUCAUGAAAAUUGUU